This is a messenger RNA of Chelonia mydas (Green sea turtle), 8481 nucleotides long. It is a transcript of the gene AK4, whose product is annotated as adenylate kinase 4. Lineage: Eukaryota; Metazoa; Chordata; Testudines; Cheloniidae. Gene Ontology annotation, biological process: nucleobase-containing compound metabolic process. Gene Ontology annotation, cellular component: mitochondrion; cytoplasm. The record is from RefSeq and is a predicted model, not a curated record. Bases 296 to 967 code for a protein of 223 amino acids. Gene Ontology annotation, molecular function: nucleoside diphosphate kinase activity; ATP binding; AMP kinase activity. The transcript is spliced from 6 exons.
ACAUCCCAUUGCGCCGGGCCCUCCGGGGGCGGGGCUGGGUCUGUGACAGCUCGCCACUGGCCGUCUUCUUCCCUGCCGCUGUGCGGGCCGGGGCCGGCGAAUGCGAGCGCUCGGAGCUAGCUAGCGCGCGCGGCUGCUCCCGCUCCCGGGGCUGGGGCUUGCCUUUGCAAAGGGACGCCGCCGCCGCCACGCUCUUCCUUAAAGGCACAGGCGGGGGCGAGGCGAGGCGGAGCGGCAGCCUGCUGUGUGCUAUGUUGGGGAUCAGCAGGGAGCUCUGAGCGCGUGAGCGGCGGCGAUGGCUUCCAAGCUCCUGCGGGCCGUCGUGCUGGGCCCCCCCGGCUCUGGCAAAGGGACCGUGUGCCAGAGAAUUGCCGAGAGCUUCGGGCUCCAGCACCUUUCCAGCGGGCACUUCUUGCGGGAGAACAUCAGGGCAAAGAGCGAAGUUGGUGUCUUGGCAAAGCAGUAUUUAGAGCAAGGCCUUUUGGUACCGGAUCACGUCAUCACUAGUGUCAUGAUGAUGGAGCUGGAGAAAAAGCAGUCUCAGCAUUGGCUACUUGACGGUUUUCCUAGGACACUGGUGCAAGCUGAAGCACUUGACAGAAUCUGUGACCUGGAUCUAGUGAUCAAUUUAAACAUCCCAUUUGAGACGCUAAAAGAUCGUCUAAGCGCUCGCUGGAUUCACCCAGCUAGUGGAAGAGUGUAUAAUAUGGAGUUCAACCCACCUGAUGUACAUGGGAUCGAUGACAUCACGGGUGAACCAUUAAUUCAACGGGAAGAUGAUAAACCUGAUGCUGUUGCUGCUCGACUAAGAAAAUACAAAGAAGCUGCAAAGCCAGUAAUAGAAUUAUAUAAGAGCAGAGGUGUCCUACACUCAUUUUCUGGGACAGAGACCAACAAAAUCUGGCCUUAUGUUUACACUCUGGUUUCCAGCAAGAUCCGGCCUGUCCAUUCCAAAGAAGCUAAUUAACCAUCUUGUGUAAAGGAUCAAGAAUUUAAUAUGGUUGUUCAUUUUGUUUCUCUGUGCCGUAUUGGUGCUGUGCCCAGUUAGAGGAUAGUACAAUGUCUAGAACAACUUCUUGGCUUUACUGGAGUUUACAGUUCUGGAAAUGCAGUUACAGCCAGCGUCAGGGUGGAAAAGAACCCUUUCUGUAAAAGGUGAAGUCUGCUGGAAUAAAUUCUAGUUUUCAUGCUACAAAGUAUUGCUGAUGUGAUCCGGGAACCCUAAUCAAUGAUUCAGACUUAGACAGACUUAGAGUAUAUCUAACCUAUCAUGGUUCCCUCCCUGAAUCCAUGUACAUAUGCAAUGUGCUGCUCCAUUGCUCCACAACACCCUUUUCCUUGAGCUAACUCUACAUGGCAACUUCUUUAUUUUCUCUGAGAAAUAAAAACCCUAAAGGCAGACUUUGACCCCAUGGGGAAUCAGUGAGUAACAUGGAAAAUAUUUACAUUGCAAAGCUCAAAUGUGAAGACAACAUUUCCAGUAUUAAUAAACAUAGAAGGAAAAAAAAGUCCUGGGGGUUAAAUACAUACUUGUGCUGUCCUCCAAAAAAAAAUAAAAAUAAAUGCUGCUAUAUGAUCUAGUUUUCACUAAGUGGUAUGAUGCAUGCCAACCAAUAGACCAGGAAACUGAGUAAGCCUAAGUUUGUCCAUGAGAAAUGAGUUGCACUAGUUUGUGCUUUGGUUGUUUAUAACUUUAACACUACAAGAUAUGGGCAUAGUGUAUUAGUUUGUCCCAAAGAUUUAUUCUAAUGUCUUUUUUGUAAUUUUAUCUGGAAAAAGUUCAUUGUAUCUAUCUAUUCUGCCUUAUAACUGAGGUUCUUUCUUCUCUCAGUAUACAGGGGCCAUUCUGGGGGGAAAUACCUUUCGCAGGGGAUUACUUUUUCUCAUAAUAAUGGAACACUUUAGGGUCUGGUCCUUCAGGUCUUACACAGACACAAUUCUCAUUGACAUCUGUGAGUUAUGCACUUGCGUUGGAUGGCAAGAGUCGCAACCAACUGGUGGUAUUUAAGCACUUUGUGAAUCAAAAGCAAUUGUUUGUUCUUGUACAUUCCUUGAUGGUCAGGCAAAACUGACUGGUACUUUCUGUACACAUUGGUGUUGUAGCUGUGUUGGUCUCAGGAGAUUAGAGAGACAAGGUGGGUGAGGUAAUAGCUUUUAUUGAAAGUUGCUCCACUAAAAGACAAUGCUUCACCCGCCACCUUGUCUCUGUUGUUUUAUGCUCAGUCUAGUCUUGUGCUUGAGGUUAUGUACAGUUAAGCAUGCAGCUCAUCUAAAAACACUUGCCAGAAACAUUUCCAAGCACUGAACAAAACACUGCAUUUUUCUAGAGGUGUCUCGAGUUUUACAUAGGCUUUUUUCCCUGUUCAGAUUUUUAGUUUCUGGUUAGAGCUAAUGGAAUGGUAAAGCUUUACUGUAAUUUUUUUUUUUUUUUGGUCCUCUGUAGACAUUAAUUUCCAGUUUACAGCUACAGCUGCAGUGAUCUGAAACACUGUGAACUAACUACUAGUGAUUCUUGAGGGGAGGAAAUAUAAGUGUUCCUGGAUUGACAAUGUUACAUGUGAAUGAACUGUUGUAAACAAACACCUUUUAAGGUGUAUGAAAUCUCUUCCUCAGUUUCCUUUGUUCCUAUUUUCAUGUGUUGAGUCAUGAAGGUAGAUGUAGUGGUGGCUUUUCUAAACUGGAAUUACUGUAAAUUUGUUUGACUUGAUCUUUAAUACUUACAGUACCUAAUUAACAGGGGGUGUGAUUUACCUCGUAAGGCCAUGUCUCCUUAAGUUGCCUUAUUUUAUAAGCUAUUUAAGAAAAACCAAGAUUGUGUAUUUUUGAGAAAUAAGCUGAAUUUUACAGAAUAGCUUUUAGAGAACUUUAUACCAAGCUGUUUCAGUUGCAUAGCUCGCUACAGUCCACAGUAACCAACUAGAGGGGCUACCUCCAUAUUACAAUAGAUAAGUGGUUUUCAAACUUUUUUCCCCGCAGACCAUUUGAAAAUUGCUGAGUGUCUCAGCAGACCACUUAAUGAUCUUUCCAAAUGUUUUUUGUACCGUUAGCUAACUAUUGUAAAGUGCUUCGGAUAAAAGCGCUAUAUUAAAAAAAAAAACAACCUUAAUAAUUAACAUUUUUUAUUCUACAAAUAAAAGCACACAACUCAUAUUUUAAUAUCAGUAGUCUUAUCUUCCCACCCGCCACUGUGGCAGCCCCCGAGCUGGGCUGGGAAGGAGGGGGGGUCACUCCCUCUCUUCUUCGCUGUGGCAGCCUCCGAGCUGAGGCUGGGAAGGAGGACUGCCUCUCCCCAGCAGCCGCAGCCCUGGACCUGGGGAAAGUUGCCUCUUUCUGUGGCCACAACAGCCUUGCACAUCCCAAAUUCCGCCCACCCCUUCUUCUCACCCCAUUGCCCCCUCCCACCUACUCCCUAUUCCCCCCAAGGCCACCACCUCUCCUUACAUGUGCAUCUUCUCCAGGGUUCAGGCACCUAAUUAGUGGAGCCACACAGUAGCAUAGCCAGGAGGGGAGUGGGGGGAGCGGCUGCUCCCCCUCUGAGCACAAGUGGUGCCUUUUUAAUUUAUAGGCACCUUUUUAAUUUUUACUCACCUGCCGCCGCUCCAGGUCUUUGACAGCGGGGGCCUUCACGUGCUCCGGCUCGGCGGGGGCCUUCACUUGCUCCAGGUCCUCGGCGGCAUUUCAGCAGCGAGGGCCUUCAGUGCCACCGAGGACCCGGAGCGCCGUCUGGUGAGUACAAGCGGGUGGCACCUUUUUGUUUAUGUCCGCUGCCUCUGUUCGCUCCACCUAGCUACGCCACUGGAGCCACGCCUGCGCGGCUCCACUAAUUAGGCGGGUGGCCCUUCAUUCCCUCGCGUGUGUCCGCCCAGGCGUGUACCUGAGGGAACUAUCCGCAGGCCACCUGAAUGGAGUUCGCGGGCCACAGUUUGAGAACCUCUGCAAUAGACAACUUGAUUAAUUACAACAGUUAACAAGCAGGGCAAGUGUCUGCUGCUGAAAUGUCAUUGUUCCUGCUUUUGGAUCUUGAAAAUACGCUCCUGAAGAGUGGCUGUAAGUUUGAAGGGGGAGGAUUCUUAGGUGGAACUUACUUUGGCUUUCUGAGGCCUGGAGAGAUUUGUUUGAGUAGAAGUCGUCUUUACUUAAUUUUUUUUUUUUUUGUCAUCCUACAUUAAUGCUUUUUCCCAGCCAGGAAGCUGCUAAUUUUUGUCUUGGCAUUCUUUUGUGAUGGGAAGACAUGAGUUAUCGGUAUGUUCGCAUCCUCCCUUCUUUCGUACCACUCACAUGACAUUGGCCCAGUAGUGCACUAGAUUUCCACCAGCCUUAUCCUGAAUUCCAUUUUCUUCUCUAUAAAUCGUGGCCCCCUCCUGCUCCUGGCAGUAGAAGGCACACUCUGGCAGUCCCAGAGUAUUGCAGCCAGUCGGCCAUUGUCAUCACUAGCCCCUCAGACAGGCUGGCAUCCUGUGACCAUUUGCGUGUUAGCCAUGAUGAUACUGAGCAGUAUUGCACAGUACGAUCUCUUACUGGGGACUGUGACUGUUGCAUUCACAGUAGUAUAAGUAGGAAGUUGGACCCUAUUUUGAUUUUAGAGCCACUAUGCAAUGUGGUGAGGUCAGUGCCUUCCUAGUUGGAAUGCAUGGCUUUGGACUGGGAUCAGACAGCUUUCGAAAUGUCAUUACUAUCCCUUUCUAAGUGAGACAAAGCAGAACUGCACUGAUGUGGUAUGAAAAGGCUGAGUGAAAAACCCUAAUGGCCUGAACUGAUCUCUCCACUUGUGUAUGGGGCAGGGUUUUGAGGUGCGUGGAGGGAACAACCUAGAGGACAUGAAGACGUGUGUGCAACCCUGCCUGGGAACCCAUGUUAUGCACCAGGGUGCAUAUCAAUCCAUAGGAUUUUGGGCGCGGGGCCAAGAAUGGGAGAUGUAGCACCAGUUAUGGAUCUGCCGGGUUGGGAGGCCUGGUUCUCAGCUGCCUAUCCAUUCUCCCCUAGUUGCCUUCCACUGAAAGUAAUGGUCUAAAGGAGGCACUGAGGAGUUCCAAGGCCUGCUCUCAAUGGGAGACUUCCCACUGAUUCGAGCGGAGCAGAACUGAAUUACAGGGCUAACCAGGUUCUCUCAUGGUGUGGGAGGACAGGGAACAGCCGCAGAGCACGUGGGAGAUCUGUGCUAACUGUAUGGGUGGGGAGGUCCUUGAAGGGAUCUACCAUCCAUCUAGUUAAAACAUACUUCUAAUGGUUGGUUCUUUCCACUAACAGGACUGUACUCUGAACAAAAGAAAUGGCUCAAAUUCAUAAUACAUGUUAGCAACAAAAGGGGUUAUUUGAAAGUAAAACUGCUGCUUGAAGAAACAAAUGAGGCUCCUGGAAAAUCUCUUCUUUCACAAAGGGGUUAGGUAAAGGGUAUUUAAAUUAUUUUAAAAUAUGCUAAUAUAGGGACAGUGGGAGUUGCUUGUGUGCACAUCUCUGACAUUUAAUGCUGGUGUGAUCCGCUCACUGCAUGAGACAGACCACUGCUGGAUUUCUAGCCAUGUUAGGAAUCGCAUAUGCUGUAGUAGUCCCUGUUUGUUGCCAUGAGUGUCCGCUCUCUGGGAUGAGGACCGCCAGAAGGGAAGGUGCUAGGGGAGGAGUCUUCUGAGCACUCACAUUCCCACAUGCUACUGAGAAGUGUGAUGGAGGGAGUGCUGGGUCUGGGAGAUGUAUGGAUGGAGCCCUUGAAAAGCAGCUGCUGUAGGAGGUGGUGAAGAGAAUAAAUGUGACCUGACUAAAAAUUCCUAAUAUCUGAAAUAAACUUUAUCAAAGUUGCUAAACUGAUGCAACUGUAGAGUCGGAGGAAAACACUGGUGGAAAAAUAAGUGUGUGGGAAGGGAUGCAUUUGAGAAUAUUUUCUGUUUGCCAAUAGGUGUUAAACGCCUGUUGGAAAUGCCGUGUAAUCUCCUCCAUUUUAAGCAAGCAUUCAAAUCCAGGGUCUCAUUUCACUGCCUUUACUGUCCUACCCUCCAGUGCCGUUCAGGGGGAUAUAUUUGAACAGUGACGUUUGGGGCUUUCAUUUGUAUCCAUUAUUUUAUUUGCUUUUUGUCUCUCUGUAUUGAACACAUUCAACACAGUUAAGAGUCUUCCUUGAGACCAUUCUCCUUAUCUUUAUCAAAACCUAUGAAAGUGCAAAUGCUGCUGUUCCCAUUGUUUUUCAGGCUGUUGUAUUUCAUCAGACAAGAGGCUCUUUUGGGCAUCCUAUGCUGCAUCUUUCCCCUUAGGGAAAUUUAUUCUUCCAGUUAUGUAAGAUGAAUGGCUUAGAACAACAUUUGGACAUGCUAGAGCCACAACAAUUCCUGGAUGGAUGGAGACAUGCACCUUUGAACUGUAGCUAGAACACCUUUCACUUUAUUAUGCCUCUCUCUCUCUGUCCAUUAGUAGCCUUAGCCAUUUUUACAUGCAUGUAUAAUAUUUCAUAUUGUGCUUUAUAAACAUUAGUCUCCAGGCAGUGCAUGCUGCCCCUAUUUUGCAGAUGGAGGUAUGUGACUGGCCAGAGGUCACUUGCUGACUCUGAGCAUGGGGCUGUAAUCCUGUGCUCAGUGCAUUGGACUACAUGUGUGUAACAUUCUGCUGAAGAAGUGACAAAACUACCUGUUGGAGGCGCGUCCAUGGCCUGUUCCCCUGCAGUAGCUGCAAACUCAUUCUUGGUGGCCUUUCUUCUGCAAACUUUUUUUUUUUUUUUAAUUGUUAGGUUUCCCUUAAAGUUACCAUAUUUAGAAGAUAAUUGUUGAAUGUCCAGGUUGUUUUGAAUGAGAGAACUUUGUGCAUUGAUCAUAGGACUAGAAGGGACCUUGAGAGGUCAUCUAGUCCAGUCCCCUGCAUACAUGGCAGGACUAAGUAUUAUCUAGACCAUCCCUGACAGGUGUUUAUAUAACCUGCUCUUAAAAAUCUCCAAUGAUGGAGAUUCCACAAUCUCCCAAGGCAAUUUAGUCCAGUGCUUAAGCAUCCUGACAGGAAGUUUUUCCUAAUGUCCAACCUAAACUUCCCUUGCUGCAAUUUAAUUGCUGCUUCUUGUCCUAUCCUCAAAGGUUAAGAAGAACAAUUUUUCUCCCUCCUCCUUGUAACAACCUUUUAUGUACUUCAAAACUGUUACCACGUCCCCUCUUAAUGUUCUUAGAUUUUAAAUUCACUGAUACUAUCUCCACCGCUGGCAGUUUUAAAAUCUAGAUUGGAUGUUUUUCUUAAAUAUAUAGUCUGGGAAUUAUUUGGGUGAAGUUCUAUGGCCUGUGUUAUGCAGGAGGUCAGACUAGACGAUCACAAUGGUCCCUUCUGGUCUUGGAAUCUGUGAAUCUAUGAAAAUAGCAAUCUCUAUUCUUUGUGGCAUCUACAAACUUUUUUGAUGUCAAUUUUUUAAAAAGUUGUAAAUUCUUUACAUCAAUUUGACACCUGAUCACCUUGGGGAUAAUACUAUAUUUACAUACCACAGCAGGACAUUGGUGGAUCGACAUGAAGUGUUGUUUAUUUCAAAGGGUUGGCACUCACAGCAUGUGCAUUCCUCAGGGUUUAUUAAUGAUGCUGUGGGUUGGAGUGGUAGUGAUUGACUUCAGGAAGUAUACUAACACCAAUACACUACACAUGGUUGCACUGUCAUUUCAGCACUAGGUUUUUAAUUUUGAGUUUGUAAAAUGGCUGCUGCACCUGUUCUUUAGUGCAAAGCAGAAUUCAGGAGACCCUGAAUUGGGGUAGGAACCCCAAAACUCACUUGAAACUAGGUACAACCUGGCAAUCUGUGUCAAAUCCAACAAUUUAUGAUGAUCCCUCCCAUCCCAGAGUCCAGCUCUACCUUUUUAGUUGUCUAUGUUGUGUGCAAAGGGGUGGGGUGUUUGGAGUGUAGUUAAAGGGAUGGAAUGGAUGUGUGUGUAUUUACCUUAGAAUUGCUAUGGGAGGGCUUGUUAGAGGUUUUAGGUCCUAAAUAAAUCCACUUUUUUUAAAGAGAGGAACAGGUCUAGUUUUACAGGGCAUGCACUCAUUAAAUAUUGGUGUGCAAAUUAUCUAUAGAUACUUGUACUGUGUUUUUAAAGGAUGGAUCCAAUCAUUGCUGGGACAAACAUCUUCAAUUUGAACUGCAUACUAUCCCACUGCACUUGGGUCACACAACCUACCUGUGUUAGUUGUUUUACUUCAGCUUUCUCCUACAGUCUGAAUCUUCCUGUCAGAACACAACACAAUUUCCCACUUCAUCCCCUGACUUUGGUACUUUACUGUGAAUCUUAUGUGUGGUUUUUUGUUCUUGUUUUUUUAAAAAAGUGGUGACAGUUCUGUAAUAAACCAAAGUGGGGGUUGGAAGGAGGAGGUUUCCUCUGUCUGUCCUCUCUCCUGGGGAACCAUUUGGUAUUUGUAUGUUUGCUGAUGGCUGGAAAUGUAACAGCGAGUUCAUUCUUGGAUGGUCUCAUCCCUGGAGAAUCACUACAGCUAUAUUGCCAUUUGAUAGAUGUAAAUAAAUUUUUUUCCCUGCUUCUA